Messenger RNA from Hevea brasiliensis (rubber tree), 978 nucleotides. Its product is annotated as gluconokinase-like. Gene Ontology annotation, cellular component: cytoplasm. The record is from RefSeq and is a predicted model, not a curated record. The coding region runs from base 393 to 938 and encodes 181 amino acids. The transcript is spliced from 5 exons. Lineage: Eukaryota; Viridiplantae; Streptophyta; Magnoliopsida; Malpighiales; Euphorbiaceae. Gene Ontology annotation, molecular function: gluconokinase activity.
UUUUCUACUUCAGUUGCAUUUGUUUUCAUUUCAUUUUAUAUAAAGGAGAUCCGUGUUCUUGUGAUUCAGUGUGUAUAAUAUCAAGUUGUUGAUCAUUGUUGGUUUCGAGUUGUUGUGAUUUCUUUUUCUUUUUUUUUUUUCCUUUUUUUUGGGGGCUAAUGCUUGAUGUGAGGAUGCUAAUGAUCUGUUAUGGAAGGUGAAAGUGGUUAAGGAAAACUACUUUGAUAGGCUUCCAUGGCAGCCAGAGCAGUGAAUACCCAUAAGUCUGCAAAUAGGAUACUUUUGCGGCAUUCAUAGGUAAAGACAGGAUCUGUUCUCAGUGUUAGUUCUUUGGAGCUGCAUAUUUUAUUGCUACUAAAGCUUCACAGGUUUGACUAAGCUGUGGACCAAAUAUGGCUCCUGCUCUCAAAGGCAAAGUUAUUGUAAUUAUGGGUGUCAGUGGUGCUGGCAAAACCACAAUAGGUGAGAUGCUGGCCGAAGUAUUGAAUUGUAGUUUUCUCGAUGCCGAUGAUUUUCACUCACAAUCAAGCAAAGAAAAAAUGCAUCAAGGCAUUCCUCUAUCAGAUAAAGACCGGAUUCCAUGGCUUGAAAGUCUACGGGAUGCCUUAAGAGAGAGGUUAGCUGGUGGAAAAACUGUUAUACUUGGCUGUUCUUCUCUCCAGAAGCAAUAUCGAGAAAUUCUUAGAUCUGCUGACCCUAGUUAUGAACUUGCAAGCUAUGUCAGUGCAGCUAAGUUUGUAUUGCUUGAUGCCAAGGCUGAGGUGCUUGCCGAGCGGCUAAAUAAAAGAGCUGCAGAAGGGAAGCAUUUCAUGCCAGCUACUCUUUUGCAAUCGCAGCUAGACUUGUUGCAGAUUGAUGAUUCCGAAGGAAUAUUUAAAGUUGAUGCUACUUUAAGUCCUCGAGCAAUCGUAAAUGACAUAAAAGCUUUGAUUUUAUGAUAAUUUGACAACAUUUCAUGUACGAACAGUCUUGAAUUGC